UCUCCUUACAGAUAAUUCACAUCCACAUAAUAUUACUCUGCCCAAUUGCACCUUCCUAUAUCUAUAGGAUCACCACGCCGAAUGCCCAACAUGGGCCCCUGAUGACCCGCUUGCACAUUACCCCGUUACAUGGCGUUUGCUCCCCCUUACACUCCCCGCCCAAGACUCAUAUCAAACAAGCUUAAAAUCCCUCCUAGCAAGAUGAGCCCCUUGGCCAUAUACCACCCAUCAAGGUUUGCCGGGCUUGCCCAAACCUCCACCACACUUCGCGCCUUCGCCACCGCCACUCCCACCGCUCCUGCCGUCGGCACUCCCGCGGAGGGCUGGACCCUCUCCCUGGAGCGCGGCAUCGGCAAGGCGUACGGCGCUGAGGCGGAGCUCCAGGCCACACGGGCAUUCCGAGCGGAGGUGUUCCCUGACCUCCCCAUCGCUACCACUUGGCAGAACCUGGGCAAGGCGUUGGUGGGUGGCCUGGCCGCCUCCGCGACGGCCGCCCCCGCACCCGCCUUCACGCACUACACCACCCGCCCCGGCGCCCUCAAGGUCACCACCAUCGCUGCCAACCUGCGAACCGAGCGCGACAUUGAGCAGCGCAUUCUGCAGGCCUGCAUGGCAGCAGGAGCAGGAGGAGGAGGAGCAGGAGCAGGAGGGGCUGAGGCGGG
This is a messenger RNA of Astrephomene gubernaculifera, 662 nucleotides long. The record is from the annotation of a GenBank genome assembly. Lineage: Eukaryota; Viridiplantae; Chlorophyta; Chlorophyceae; Chlamydomonadales; Astrephomenaceae.